AUGGAAACUGCUGCAUACGAUUUUUCGAUGGCUGAUUGGUCAGAACUUCAACAUGAUCUGCUUGUUCUAAUUGCUAGGCGUUUGAAUCUCAUCGAAGACUAUCUCAAUUUUAGGAAUGUCUGCAAAUCCUGGCACUUUGUAUCCACCAAGGACAAUUUCAACAGUUACCUUUCUAGAUUUCCUUGGUUGAUGCCAGCGGAGGAAGAGGAAGACGGAAUUUCCAUUCGGAAAUUCUUCAGCCUCUAUAAUGGCAUGAUUUUGAACAAGAGGAUUCCAAAAGCCCGCAGAAAACGGUGUAUGGAAUCUAUGGGUUGGCUUAUCAUGGUAGGAGAAGAGGAAGGUGAAAUUAGUAUGCUACGUCCCUUCUCUGGUGUUGAAAUUGAAUUACCCCAUCAAAAUAACACCGUAGAAUACGAUCGUUACCAGACUGACUUGAAGAUGUACUUUUUUAACAAGGCAGUUUUGUCCGCUAGUCCUUCUCAUACAUCUGACUACCUUCUCAUGGUCAUUGAAGGAGCAUUUAAGUUUUUAAGUUUCUGGAGACCAGGUGAUAUUAGAUGGACUAGAGUUACAUUGCAAGGAACCGAUCGCGUGCGUACGAUUUUUUAUGAUUUGAUAUAUUUUAAUGGCCAAAUAUAUGUUGUGGAUUAUUCCGGUGAUGUGAUAGUUUUUGAUGUUGUUGAUGUUGUUGGCACUCAACCCACUAAAUAUCAUAUCGUAGCAAACAUGCCACUUCCACCUUAA
Molecule: messenger RNA, 744 nt
Organism: Solanum lycopersicum (tomato)
Lineage: Eukaryota; Viridiplantae; Streptophyta; Magnoliopsida; Solanales; Solanaceae
Product: F-box protein At2g17690-like
Molecular function (GO): protein binding
Source: RefSeq, a predicted model, not a curated record